AUGUCUAGUAACAUAAGCACAAGUCCUACAAUCAAUGACAGUGGAUAUGCUUAUAAACACUUUAAAGAAACCGGCAGGAGUCGCGUUUCAGAUAAUGAACCGAUAAAAUCAUGGGAUUUGGACCCACCUAAUGGCGAUUAUGAAUCUAAGUAUUAUCCUUCUGUGAGAGACGAGCAUGAUUUGUACCAAAAUCCUGGAAAUAUAACUCCUCAAAAUGAUUUCAUCAACGACCCACUGACAGCUGAUUAUAGUUCUCUAAACAGAAAUGACGAUUACUAUGCCUAUACAAAUUCAGGAGAAACUGAAGCCCUUCAUACACGCUACAGUGAUGAAUAUAAGUCGUAUGAACACUUUGAUGAGGAAGACCUAAUUAUGCCUCGUUCACAGAUGGAAUUACCUAAUGAUCAAAUGUUAUUGAAUUCCACCUACGAGAGCAAUUAUCAGCCCUACGAACUAGAACCAACAAUAAAUUAUAAACCUGAUGAGUUUUAUUCACCUCCACAAGAGCCAAUGGAUACACAGACUAGUUACCGUAUAGAUUAUCCACCACGUUGCCCACAAACUGGGAGGAGCUACAAACCUAUUGAAAUUUAUGUACCGCCCCUAGUACCGAUGUUAAAUAAGACAAGUUAUCAAACGGAAUAUCAAAAUCCUCCACCAUCACCGAGAGAAAUUCCUUUUAGAAUGAAAGACAAUGAAACAUUUCCGACUGGUAGAUUUCAGAGUGAAACCACUUAUAUUAAAGACUAUCAGACUAAAAGGUGUGAACCCGUACAUUGUUUCAGACCCUACAGAGAAUAUCAGGCACCCAAAGAGCCUAUGUCUGACAAGACAUCCUAUCAAAUGGAAUACACUCCUCACCCUCUAUCGAAACCAAAUUCGUAUGCUCCAAAUUAUGUUUACCAUCAACCCGAACAACCAUUUCAUAAGAACACAAGUUAUUCUGAAGAAUUUCAGCCAUAUACAGCUCCAAAAACUGAAAGUUUCAAACCUGUAUUCGAAUAUCGAAAGCCCAAAACGAAGAUAGAAGACACUACCGCUUACCGUUCAGACUACAGGCAGUGGCGUACUGAAAAAGGCUACCCAUACUAUCCAAAAGAUAAUCUCUGCCUACCUCAAGGAAAGAGUGACAUGACAACCAGCUACAUGCAAGAGUUUCAACCAAGAUACUCACAAAGGGUACAAGCUAUCAAACCUAAGGAAAACAAGUGGCGUAGUGAUGAAGCCCUAUCUACCCAAACCUCUUAUCUCACCGACUUUCGUCCACUCACACCACAACCUUCAAUGUCAUAUAAACCUAUAGAAAUCUACAAGUCACCAAGUCUGCCAAUUGUUACUCACUCUUCUUAUACAGAAGACUAUGUACCUAGGUGUGCAAAGAAAAGAGAACCUGUUUUGCCUAUACCAAAUUUAAAAACCUCUAAAUUACCUAUGGAGAAGAACACCUCAUAUUCAGAAGAAUUUCAGUAUCGUAAGGCUAAAAAGCCGGAGAAUCUAAAGCCUACCUAUCAGUACACACAUCCAAAGAUACCAUUUUCUGGGAAGACCAGUUAUCAGAUUGAAUUUCCUCCACCUCCUAGGAAGCAUAAACAUAACCAAAGUUGUCCUCCUCAUACACGAUACUCAUACAUUCACCCUACUACUAAGAUGGAUACGACAACUUCUUACACUCAUGAUUUUAAGCCUAUACAUAAUCCCACUAAGCUUCGGCCUAUCUUGAAGCAAGAUAACACAAAAAUCAAUAAGUUACUAGACCAUAAUUUAAAAACAAGUUAUUCAAUUGACUAUGCGAAUCCUUAUCAAUCAGAUCCAAACCCAUCUAAGAGUAGAAAAGAACAUGUUCAACAGAGUCAAAUGUUCCACACUAAACCAAAUAGCUCAGGGGAUAGUUUGCCAAAAAUAAACGUGCACAGCUCUCAUCGUACAAUGCCCAAAAACAAUCUAUAUAUGCAUUAUGAAGAUAAAAUCGAUAACCAUUAUUUAAAGACAACUUAUCAACAAGAAUACUCAAAGCUACCGCCAAUUCAGCAAGCAGCAAGUUCAAAUCAAUUUCGACCACAAGACUAUUAUAUUCCACCAAAAAUCAAAAUGUCAAAUAAAACAACCUAUUCAAGUGAUUUUAAAUGGCCUCAUGAAUUUAUGACAUGUACCGGAGGAAGAGAACUAGAUGAUUUUACACAAUUAAGUAGACCACAUAGAUAUGCUAACAAUAAUAUAAGCAGUCAUGAUCAAUAUUUUAACAACACUGAACUCACAUAUACUCAGUUGUCUAAUAGAACUAAAACAAUAACACACAAGACAUUGCCUAAUAACUCCGCAAAUAUUAAUGAUGGUAGUAACACGACCAGUGGUAACAGUCAUAAUAAUAAUAAUAAUAUUUGUGGUGGUGGUGGUGGUAAUAACAAUAAUGAAAGCGCUUUAGGUAAAUUUAUGAAUCUAAUGUCCAAAAAUACGACAGACUGAUACAUUCAUAAGUAAUUAUCAUCAUUAUCAACCAGUUCACAAGAAAAUAUCUACUUAGUAUAUGAAAACACUAGGCAUUUUAAAAGUCGAUUGUAUUACCCAUAGAAUAUUUUAUAAACAUAAGAAGAACAAACUGUAAACUAUAGCGCACAACAUCUACAUAUUUUUUUAAUUUACAAGAUCUUAUCUAUUCCAUAAUAUAAUUUUAAAUUUUCACUUCUUUCCCACCUAAGUUCAGUUUUGCAUAUUUUUAUAAAUUCUCUGUUAUAAGAAUUCAGAAUGUGUAUGUAUGCGUGUUAUGUUUGAU
Trichobilharzia szidati is the source of this 2770-nucleotide messenger RNA. Lineage: Eukaryota; Metazoa; Platyhelminthes; Trematoda; Strigeidida; Schistosomatidae. The record is from the annotation of a GenBank genome assembly.